UUUGGGGCAUUAUUAUUGCAUCUAACAUUAAUUUUUUUUUAGCUCCCUAAGGAUGAUGGAGGUUUCAUCAAGUUUUCAAAAAGUGUUGAAAACAUCACCUUCUAGAAAAAAAGCAUUGGUGAUUAGAAUCAACUUGUUCUGUCUUGCAAUGUUUCUCAUAGUUUAUGCAACACUUCUAUUUCGUCCAUCUUCUUCUAUCUAUUUUGAGAAUGCAGCAUCACUUGUCAAAUGCUCCAUAAGUGAAUGCCAUCACAAGGCAGAAAAAGGCAUAAAAAUGAAAGCAGUGAUGGAAGAGGCUCAAGUGAAAGCACCAAAGAUGCCAAAGAAGAAUGCAAUGAAGAUAGAGAAGCCAAGUUUCUUUGAUCAAAUUAUGGGUAAAGGAGUGAAGAACAUUGGCAUGGUGAACUUUGAUGAAGAAGAAGAUGAUGUUAGUGAAUGGAACAUGGAAGGUGAAAAAACAAUCAUCCCAAUUCACUUUGAGAAGGUAUCAACCCAAUUCAAUUGGACAGAUUUGUUCCCCGAAUGGAUCGACGAAGAAGAAGAAAGCGAUGUUCCAUCUUGUCCAGAUAUUCCCAUGCCGGAUUUCAAUGUGCAUCAAAACAUGGACAUAAUUGUGGCGAAGUUGCCAUGCAACAAUAAUAAAGAAGGGUGGGGUAGGAAUGUUUAUAGGCUACAAGUUCAUCUAAUUGUGGCAAAUUUGGCUGUGAAGAAUAAUAAGGGUAAGAGGGAUUAUGGGAAAUUGAAGACUAAGGUUGUUUUUUUAAGCAAGUGUAGGCCAAUGUUGGAAAUUUUUAGGUGCAAUGAUUUGGUUAAGAAUGAUGGUGAUUGGUGGUACUAUGAGCCUGAUUUGAAGAGAUUGGAGCAAAAGGUUUCAUUGCCUAUUGGAUCAUGCAAGUUGGCUUUGCCUCUUUGGGAACAAGGGAUUGACAAAGUGUAUGACACGUCCAAGAUUCAAAAAAUGGUUAGAAAGAAUGCAAAAACAAAACGUGAGGCGUACGCUACAGUGCUUCACUCCUCCGACGACUAUGUGUGCGGCGCAAUAAUGCUGGCACAAAGCCUCCUCCGAACGGGAACCAAGCGUGACCUAAUCCUCCUUCUCGACAACUCCAUCUCUCCUGCAAAGCGUCGUGCGCUCUCCACCUCUGGGUGGAAGAUCCGAAUCAUAACUCGGAUCAGAAACCCAAAGGCGGAGAAACACUCCUACAACGAGUACAACUACAGUAAAUUUCGGUUGUGGCAGUUAACAGACUAUGACAAGGUUAUUUUUAUUGAUGCUGACAUUGUUGUUUUGAGGAACCUUGAUGUUCUGUUUCAUUUUCCGCAAAUGUCGGCCACUGGGAAUGAUCAAAGUAUAUUUAAUUCUGGGAUUAUGGUGAUUGAGCCUUCAAAUUGCACAUUUAAUGUGCUGAUGGAGAGUAGAUAUGAUAUUGUUUCAUAUAAUGGUGGUGACCAAGGCUUCCUUAACGAGAUUUUUGUCUGGUGGCACAGGUUACCAAGGAGGGUGAACUACUUGAAGAAUUUUUGGGCCAACACAACAUUAGAAGCAAGCAAGAAGAACCAUCUAUUUGGAGCAGAGCCACCAAAGCUAUACUCAAUACACUACCUUGGAUUAAAGCCAUGGUAUUGUUAUAGGGACUAUGAUUGCAAUUGGGACGUUGAGGACCAAAGGGUGUAUGCUAGUGACGUGGCACAUCAUAAGUGGUGGAAGCUGCAUGACCAAAUGGACAAAAAGCUUCAACGCAUGUGUAGGCUCACAAAACGACGUCGUACAAACCUCAAUUGGGAGAGAAGAAAAGCUUCCAAAUUAGGUUUGCCCGAUCAACAUUGGAAGAUUAAUAUUACGGAUCCCAGAAGAUCUGGUUCACUUUUGAUGAAUUAAUCGUAAUAAAAAAAAUCAACUAGAUAAUUUAGUGAACCAUCUUUUUUUUUUUUCCUUAAUUUUUUAUUUCUAUUUUAUCUUUUUUUUUUCUUUUUUUUUAUAUCGAUUUUCAAAGAUAUUGUUGAAUAUUGAU
Molecule: messenger RNA, 2012 nt
Organism: Arachis ipaensis
Lineage: Eukaryota; Viridiplantae; Streptophyta; Magnoliopsida; Fabales; Fabaceae
Product: UDP-glucuronate:xylan alpha-glucuronosyltransferase 2
Molecular function (GO): glycosyltransferase activity
Source: RefSeq, a predicted model, not a curated record